UAACUCGCGAGGGAAAUGGAAAUGGAAAGGGAACGCGGUUAUACCGCUUUACACUGGGCUGCCAAGCAUGGGAACGAGGAUGUGGUCAAGCUGAUUGCCGGCACCUACAAAGCGGAUGUCAAUGCCCGAACGCAUGGGGGCUAUACACCGCUACACUUGGCUACACAAUUCGGAAGGCAUAAUAUAUUCGAGCUACUAUGGAAUGUUUAUAAGGCUAAUCGUGACAUUAUGGACUGGAGUGGCAAUAAGCCAUUGGACUAUAGUCAACAGCGACCCAGUGUUUCGGCCUCAACGUGCAGCAAAAUCAAGGCACGAAAAAAGCAUGCAAUCGAAAAAGAUUUGGGCUUCCUACGGAUUGGUUCGUUGAAUGUCCGGGUAAAGAAAACAACCGAAGCGUUCAGCAACUUCUUGGGAGUGGGCAAUGGCAAUGCCCUGACGGCGUAUGGACCUGGCGGAGUCUCCGGAGCAGCCCCAAUCGAAGCGGGUCGCCAUCACCAGCGAACUCACCGUCACCAUCAUCAGCGUCAUCCACAUCAUGCCAAUGGUACGACACGGGAUCGGCAUCCGAAUCAGAGAGCGUCGACGACAAUACCAUACGGCUCGACUAAUGUGCUGGGCUCCCGGUCCAGUGUGCCAAUCAAUCGGAAUAUAUAUGACGCUGUACACAAAUCGUGGGGCUCAGCCGAUAAUAUAACACAGCGUCCCGACACGCUAAUGCCACCACCGAAAUCGGUUGACUACGUCUCGAAACGAUACAAAUCUUCUAAACGUUCAUCGUAUGCCUCGAAUGCCACCGACUCACCCCGUGACUCCAUUUGUUCCUCGAACUCCAGCUCGAACCUUAACUCUGGCUACAGUAGCAUGCCAACUACUCCAAAUCAAAUACGUGCUCCUAAGAACAUUGGAAUCACAGCCGAUUCCGAUUCGGAUUCAGCUUGUGGAUUUGACUCCAAUUGGUCUGUCAACGGUCGUAAUUCAGUUAACAAUAAUAUCCUAAGAUCCUAAAUUCUAACAAGUUUAUCAAUUUUUUAAAUACAUUUCAUAAACGAAACACCAAUAAUUCCAUGAGGCAUUAUCUAAUAUAAGACAAUACAAAGCUGAAGGGUUUACUUUAUAAUACUGAAACGUAAUGUACUACUAGAUAUGAUAUCAUAUAUAUUAUAUAUAUCACUUUGAUAUCUAUAAAAGAAUCUCUCAAAAAAUAAAAAAUGUUAAAAGGCAAUCGCCUAUUAAAACAACUAUAUAUAUUCAUAAAAUUUCACAAGACAUAGAAAAUGCAAUGUUUUCAUAUGGAAUUAUACAAAUAAAAGUAAUCAAAGAUUCAGAA
This is a messenger RNA of Drosophila mojavensis, 1327 nucleotides long. RefSeq names its product ankyrin repeat domain-containing protein SOWAHD. Gene Ontology annotation, molecular function: protein binding. The coding region runs from base 16 to 1005 and encodes 329 amino acids. The record is from RefSeq and is a predicted model, not a curated record. The transcript is spliced from 9 exons. Lineage: Eukaryota; Metazoa; Arthropoda; Insecta; Diptera; Drosophilidae.